Messenger RNA from Westerdykella ornata, 405 nucleotides. RefSeq lists its product as uncharacterized. The record is from RefSeq and is a predicted model, not a curated record. The transcript is spliced from 2 exons. Bases 1 to 405 code for a protein of 134 amino acids. NCBI's taxonomy places the organism in Eukaryota, Fungi, Ascomycota, Dothideomycetes, Pleosporales, Sporormiaceae.
AUGAGCCAGGUGGAUGGCGAGCUACUGGACGCGAUGAGGCGCGCCGAGACUGCCGAAGCGGUUGCGGAAGAACUGCAGGAGGAGAAUCAGAGGCUGGGGCGAGAGAAUCUGUCUCUGCGCGCAAAAGUCUCGCGAUUGGACUUGCAGCACGCCAGCCACUGGAAGGACUUGGAGGAUAAGGAUUUCCAGUACCGUGACACGGCUGCCCGGUUGGAUGCUGCCCAAUGCUCGCUCGUGGUGUCAGAGGGUCAAAGGAAGUCUGUGGAGCGGGAGAGACAAGAAGCACAGGAGAGACUUUGGGAAGCAGAGAGGAAGAAUAGGGAGCUCGAGAGAGACGUUGAUAAAUUGAGUGGCUUCCUUGAUCGAUUGGACAUUAGCAUGGACCGGAUGAAUGAUGAUAUGUGA